Molecule: messenger RNA, 2328 nt
Organism: Penaeus vannamei (Pacific white shrimp)
Lineage: Eukaryota; Metazoa; Arthropoda; Malacostraca; Decapoda; Penaeidae
Source: RefSeq, a predicted model, not a curated record
GGACAGCAGGGCGGGGCGGGGGCAGUGCUCCCUCCGCCAACGGCCACUCCGGCCAGCAACAGCAACAGCAGCAGGACCAACAGCAAAACUCAGCCGCCCAGCAAGAAGAGCCCGGCCAAGAAGGAUGCUUAUUGGUUUGCUCAAGGAGAUAACCCGCCACCAAGUAAACAACAAAGAGCUUCCUUAGCUGGCCCUAAUGACCUGAUUUUUGGAGAAGAUGACAAGUCCUCUGGCCUGUCUUAUAAAGACAGAGAGGAACGUGUGCGGCAGUUGAGGGAAAAGCAACAGCUGGAGAAGCAGCAGAAACUUGAAGAACUUAAGGAACAGGCGGCAGCAGCGCAGAAAUUCCGGGAGCAGCAGGAAAAUGAACGAAGGCGCCGUUUGGAGGAUAUGAGGCUCCGAGAUGCAGACAGACGUUCACAGGUGGAGGAGCGCAAGCGAAUAAUUCAGCAGGCAGAGCAAGAUCGCCGGGAAGCUGUCUUAAGGAAGACUGCGGAACGUGAACAGCGCUUGGAAUCAAAAAGACGGAAUGAAAAAAGCAACAUAGUAUUUGCCUUUGGUAGUUCCACACCUCGUAUGUUGGAUCCCAAAGAUAGUGCCAGUACAUUCUGGGGAUCUCGUAGGGCUACCUCCACAACAAAUGUCCACUUAGCAGAUACCAAUAUCAGUAGGCGAGCAUCGGAGGGUGGAGACAUGGACCUAAGCCGUAAGCGCGCCACUUCAGCCCACAGCCUUGACAGGAAGCCAGAAGACCUGCGUAUGUCGAGCUCGAUGUAUGAAGUGUUUCACUGGGACGACAGCAGCCCUACCUACCAAAAACAUCCCCCUACUACCCAAGGUACCCGGCUGACCAAGUCACGUGACUCGUCACUGGAGCGCAAAACCCCUCCCUCUGCCCUCUCUUGGGUCAGAUCCUCAACCCCUCAGCCUCCUAAAUCUACUCACCACCACUCUUCCAAAGAUGCCUCUGCUCCUCCUUCUUCAACAUCAUCCUCAUCCUCAGACAAAACCCCAACAAACUCAUCCCAAUCACGUUUCUGUGUGUGGGAGUUUGGGGAUAACUUCACUGCGCUGGGUCCCGCAAAUCAAACUAGCGGUGGUAGCGGCAACCUGGCCUCUCCCUCACCGGCCACGACACCCACAUCUUCCACGUGCUAUUCUCGUAGAACUGCUUCUGUAUUUACUGGGGCUGGGUGCACUUUUGGUGGUGAGUUUGCAAGUUGGCUAACCCAAGGAUGCCUCCUGAAGGAAUGCUCUACUUGUAGAUGUCUUACUUUUAACAGCUGAGAAUGGUGUUCAUUGCUUCUUCUUAUAUUUAGAGACCCUUAAGUAUUCAAUAGUAUUGUCUUGUGGCAUUUGUUGGACUUGAGCUUUAAUAAUGAUAACUCAUAUUUACCUUUAACCAAACUUUUUAAAAAGGUGUCUGGAGAAAUGAAUGCAUAUUAGGCCUAUCUGGAAUGGUUAAGAUUGGUCAUCACAGUUAAUCACUUCCAUUAACAUUGGCUUCUAGAGAGUGGGAUCCAUAUUCACACCGUGAUCAAUAAAACAAUAGAGAUUGUUAAUUGAAGGACCCUUUGGUUCCAGGGAGUAAAAACAGUUCUGUAUACUCCAAAUUGAUGAUAACAAAAUGAAAAAAAGAAGAAAGAAAUAGAUCAAAUGCUUUUUGAUCUUUGAGUUCCCCUAGUCCUUGAUAGAUCCUCAUCUAUGUGCAUUUGUCUGCAGUCUUUUUGCUAUAUUAUUAUUUUUCUUAUCUGCAUGGUAUUAAUAUGUUAAAGCAUGUUCGUGCUCGUUCAUUUUUUCAGGUGCCAUCUCAGCUACUUUAGUUGGUCCUCCAGAUGUUCUUUUUGUAUUUCUUUCUGUAUUUAUUCUGUUGCAUCAUUGUGUGCUUUUUUGUGACUGUAGAGAGUUUGUUCAAUUAUUAGCCAUUUAUUAUGGAAUAUUUUGGUUCAUUCCAAAUAUUGGUGUAUUUUACUACUCAUUUAUUUGUUUCAGUUACUCAUUCAGAACUUCCAUUUGACAAUAAUACAGAUGAAUUUCAGGACCAUUAAUGUCAGAGUGUUUUGAUAUCAGUCACAAAUCAUAAAGAUAUAAAGAACCUUUUUAUCAAAACAGGUCAGUGUCCUCAUGAAUAUGGAUACUUUAUUGCUGCAUUUAACUUUUUUGAGGGAAUACAUUUGUAAAGUCAAGAUAAUAACCUUAUUUGAUGAACAUUCAUAUGAGUAUAUAUUGCAUUCACUUUUAAGUCAACAAGCAGCUUUUCUCUUGAUGUCAUUGGGUUGUUUGUGUGGAAUGGAUAUGAUGUCUUUCAUAUUGUAAUAUUUUACUAAA